Molecule: messenger RNA, 768 nt
Organism: Tetrapisispora phaffii CBS 4417
Lineage: Eukaryota; Fungi; Ascomycota; Saccharomycetes; Saccharomycetales; Saccharomycetaceae
Exons: 1
Coding region: 1-768 (255 amino acids)
Cellular component (GO): mitochondrion
Source: RefSeq, a predicted model, not a curated record
AUGUUUAGAACACAUCCAACUUCAAAGUUAUUACAAAAGGUUUCCACACGGAAAACUGGCGUAUCUAUACGUUCACAAUCUUCAUAUUCUUUUUAUAACGUUCAAGUUGCUUUACAAAAUGGAAACAAAUUUAACAAUCAACCAAAAAAAUUCAAAAAUUUGAAAAAUUCAAUUAAUAGAAGUGAUAGAAGUAUUUGUCAUACUGAGAAAUUUCAAAGUCAUCUCAUUCAUAAUAAAUACCCUACUUUACCAUUAUUACAUCCAACUUCUACAACGACUGCAGAAGCUAAACAAAUUAAAUUUGAUUACUCUUCUUUACCAAAAGCUCCAACGACACAUCAUUUGCAUUCCAGUGAAUUCAACACUGAUUUAUUUUACUCUGGUUACCGUCCAUUGUCCAUUGAUGUAAACCAAUUAGCUAGUGAACAAGAAAAUCCUUGCACUUGCUAUGAAAUUUCAUUAUCUAUGGAUAUAGUUAAAAAAAAUUUAAAAGUAUCAACUCCUUGGUUAUUCUCAGCUACCGGUUCAGAGUUAUACAAAGAAUGGGAUAAUAUUCCAAAAUCAGUACUUGAUAAUCUGAAAUGUUUUCAUCCACCACAAAUUAAACAAACUGUUGACUUCUCGGAGAAUAUCACCGACAUACAUGAAAUGAACAUUAAAGUCCAAGAUCAACAUGUAAGAAAUUCUGGAACUAGAAACAGAAGAGCUGGCCAUAGAAGGAGGAGACGUUCUUUCAAUUUUGUUGCAAAGAAAAUAAGAAAUCAUUAA